CUUAUUACUUCAGCUUCUGGGCAGCUACUCACUGGUCACCUAUGCCAGUCGACUGCUUCAGGAUCGCUCGAUUAUUUUGCUUGGUAUUUGUGGUCUUGCUCUGUCUAUGAUUUGGCAGCUGGCCACUGUAGCCCCAGCUAAACCACUGGAUGAUGGCUUGCUGGCAUAUCUCAUAGUUGCAAUGGUCAUAGGUCUGCUUGGCCUGCCACCAGUGCUAGUGUGUGCGGUUUCUCUUCUCUCCAAACUCACCUCACUGGAGCAUCAAGGCUUCCGUCAGGGUGUGCAGAGCAGCGUGUCCAACAUCGCUCAGACCAUCGGACCGUUGUGGGGAAGUGCGCUCGUCAUUCACCUGUACUGGCUCUAUCCCGUCACACUGCUUGUCAUCCUGCUUCCCGUCGUGAGUAUGACACACCGCGAAACUCUCCGUCCACAUGUCACUACAAACAGUGUAGCGAACUGCAUGCAGCGCCCCUUCGUAAAACUCAGGAUGCCACUGCCACAAAGCUGCUACUAUUUUUAAGUGGGCGGAGCUCCUGGAAAAUCCAGCGAAUGGCAAUCCAACGGCCGCGAAGUCGGCGCCGA
Priapulus caudatus is the source of this 582-nucleotide messenger RNA. RefSeq lists its product as uncharacterized. The transcript is spliced from 3 exons. The coding region runs from base 107 to 520 and encodes 137 amino acids. The record is from RefSeq and is a predicted model, not a curated record. Lineage: Eukaryota; Metazoa; Priapulida; Priapulimorpha; Priapulimorphida; Priapulidae.